This is a messenger RNA of Physeter macrocephalus (sperm whale), 2699 nucleotides long. RefSeq names its product phospholysine phosphohistidine inorganic pyrophosphate phosphatase (gene LHPP). The transcript has 8 exons. Bases 1770 to 2699 code for a protein of 309 amino acids. Gene Ontology annotation, molecular function: inorganic diphosphate phosphatase activity; phosphatase activity. NCBI's taxonomy places the organism in Eukaryota, Metazoa, Chordata, Mammalia, Artiodactyla, Physeteridae. The record is from RefSeq and is a predicted model, not a curated record. Gene Ontology annotation, cellular component: cytosol. Gene Ontology annotation, biological process: dephosphorylation.
UAUGGCUCAUGAUGAUCGUGGUAGAUUAACCAGAGUGACUCACUCAGUUCCUGUACCACAGAAUCUGGAAUGCAAACACUGCAUUUCCCAGACUCCCUUGCAGGUUGGACUAGGUUCCACCAAGCCAGACAUGGUGAAAGUGAGAUGGUGACCAUAGGUGGAGAGAGAGAAUUCUCUGAAGGUAUGGUGGGUGGAUUUGGUUCUUUCGGGGCAGUACUAUCAGGUCCCUGUCAUCUUAAGAGCCAAGUGAUGGGGCAGUAGUCUCAGUGGAACAAUGAAAUUGGGCAUUUCUCAGAGAUGCACGGCUCCUUGCUGUGCAGUACUUGAGCUUGGUUACCCAGUCCCCCUGGAAACCUGUAAGCUCCUUGAUGCCUUGUAUAAGCAUACCCCUCUAGCUGGAGAAGUUUCUAUUGUCUGCAGCUAAGAACCAUGAGUUUUUAAAAAAUUUUAUUUAUUUAUCUUUGGCUGCAUUGGGUCUUUUUUGCUGCGUGCGGGCUUUCUCUAGUUGUGGAGAGCGGGGGCUACUCUUCAUUGUGGUGCUCUGGCUUCUCAUUGCGGUAGCUUCUCUUGUUGCGGAGCUCAGGCUCUAGGCGCGCGGGCUUCAGUAGUUGUGGCACACGGGCUCAGUAGUUGUGGCUCACAGGCUGUAGAACGCAGGCUCAGUAGCUGUGGCGCACGGGCUUAGUUGCUCCACAGCAUGUGGGAUCUUCCGGGACCAGGGCUCGAACCCGUGUCCCCUGCUUUGGCAGGCGGAUUCUUAACCGCUGUGCCACCAGGGAAGUCCCAGAAGUCAAAUUUUUUGAAGUUUCAGUUUAAACACUUGAAAGGGUCAGAAGGGCAGUCAAGGAAACUCUUCCCCUCUUCUAUCAACUUUUAUUUAUUACAAAAACGAUGUAACAUUAAAUAGAAUGUAAAAAUUCAUCCAAAAUCUCACUGGGCUAACACAUUGCAAUAUUCCCAUUUUCUUCUCAGCCAUUCCUAUGCCUUAUUUUUGUAGGCAGUGGUCUACAUACAAUUUUGCAUUCUGCUUUUUUUUUUUUUUUGGCUGCACCACUCCGCGUGUGGGAUCUUAGUUCCUCAACGAGGGAGGAACCCACUCCCCCUGCAUCGGAAGCCGAGUCUUAACCACUGGACAGCUAGGGAAGUCCCUCUGCUUUUUAACACAAUGUUAUAUCAUGAGCGUUUUUCAGGUUGUAACCUAGUCUUCCUUUUUUCAUGGCAUAAUAUUUCUGUCAGUAGCCAUCUUAUCACUUCUUGAACAACUCCGGUCCCUAAACAUUUAUUUAUCUUCCAGCUUGUUUUGGCAUCACAGCUUACACUUCAGACAUGUCUUUAGAGAUUCGUUACCUUAUCAUUGCUUCUCAGGCGCUCAGCAUUGUCCGGUCUGUGGGCCCAACUAUCUCCAUUGCUUUUAGGAGCGUCAUCGGGCCACAGGAAAACACCAAUGAAGGUCUUGCCUGUUCUCUUUAAUUUUUGUUACUUUUCCGGUUGCCUCCUCGACCCAGUCUGCCUUGCUCUAAUUUUUAGGGAGGAUGACCCUUUAUCCACUGAUCUCCAGGUGAAAAGGCUCCCAUUUUGGGGGCGCGUGACUCGGGAGUCGGGAAGCAGCACCCGUCUUGCCGGGUUUGCUCCCGGCCACGCCCCACCGGCCCAGCUCUGCCCCGCCCCGCCCGCGGGACUACACUUCCCAGGCGCCCCUGCGCGGCGAGCGCGGCCGCAGCUUCCAGCAGCAGGUUGGGACGCGGGGGCCGAGGCGCAGGCGGGACGUAAUGGCUGCGUGGGGCGAGCGGCUGGCUGGCGUGCGCGGGGUACUGCUGGACAUCACAGGCGUGCUGUACGACGGCGGUGAGGGCGGCGGCGCGCCGAUCGCAGGCUCUGUGGAGGCGCUGGCGAGACUGAAGCGGUCCCAGCUGAAGGUGAGGUUCUGCACCAACGAGUCGCAGAAGUCCCGGGGGGACCUGGUGGGGAUGCUUCGGCGCCUGGGCUUCGACAUCUCAGAGGGCGAGGUGACCGCCCCGGCCCCUGCCACCUGCCUGAUCCUGAAGGAGCGAGGCCUGCGGCCACACCUGCUCAUCCACGACGGAGUCCGCUCCGAAUUUGAUCAGAUCGACACGUCCAACCCAAACUGUGUCGUAAUUGCAGAUGCAGGAGAAGGCUUUUCUUAUCAAAACAUGAAUAAAGCUUUCCAGGUGCUCAUGGAGCUGGAGAAUCCUGUGCUCUUCUCACUGGGAAAGGGAAUCCACAGUUUCUUCUUUGUGGCCAGAACACUCAGACGCUACUACAAGGAGACCUCUGGCCUGAUGCUGGACGUUGGCCCCUACACGAAGGCGCUUGAGUAUGCCUGUGGUAUCGAAGCCGAGGUGGUGGGGAAACCUUCCCCUGAGUUUUUCAAGUCUGCUCUGCGGGAGAUGGGCGUGGAAGCCCACCAGGCCAUCAUGAUCGGGGACGACAUCGUGGGUGACGUCAGCGGUGCCCAGCAGUGUGGGAUGAGAGCGCUGCAGGUGCGGACCGGGAAGUUCAGGUCCUCAAACGAGGGUUUCCUGGGUUUCCGGGGCUCUCUCCGGCCUAAGGGAGUGAGGGAGACCCCACUCGAAACCUCAUCAGCAUUCUCUCCCGGAGGCCAGUCUGGGAACCCGAGGUCCCCAGCGCCCGCUUCCCCCGAAGCUGCUGAGCCGUGGGACUUGGCGCGCUUUGGUUGA